Messenger RNA from Mercurialis annua (annual mercury), 1576 nucleotides. Its product is annotated as histone deacetylase 9. Gene Ontology annotation, molecular function: histone deacetylase activity. Lineage: Eukaryota; Viridiplantae; Streptophyta; Magnoliopsida; Malpighiales; Euphorbiaceae. The transcript is spliced from 14 exons. The record is from RefSeq and is a predicted model, not a curated record. The coding region runs from base 75 to 1364 and encodes 429 amino acids.
CAGUUUUCUCUACAGCCAUUUCAGGAAUCAGCAGCCAAAAAUAAAUAAAAAUCAAUUUUUCUUCUAUUUUUCAAAUGCGCUCAAAAGACAGAAUCUCAUACUUCUACGACGGGGAUGUGGGUAACGUUUACUUUGGGCCAAAUCAUCCAAUGAAGCCACACCGCCUUUGUAUGACUCAUCAUCUUGUUCUCUCCUAUGACCUCCACAAGAAGAUGGAGAUUUAUCGGCCUCAUAAGGCCUAUCCUGUUGAGCUUGCUCAGUUCCAUUCAGCUGACUAUGUCGAGUUCUUACACCGGAUUUCACCAAACUCUCAACAUUUGUUUGUGGAAGAAAUGCGUAGAUAUAGUCUCGGAGAAGAUUGCCCUGUCUUUGAAAACUUAUUCGAAUUUUGUCAAAUUUAUGCUGGUGGAACAAUAGAUGCUGCACGGAGAUUGAAUAAUCAACUAUGUGACAUUGCUAUAAAUUGGGCUGGCGGAUUACAUCAUGCUAGAAAGUGUGGAGCAUCAGGAUUUUGUUACAUCAAUGACUUAGUUUUAGGUAUUUUGGAGCUUCUAAAAUAUCAUGCACGUGUUUUGUAUAUUGAUAUAGACGUGCAUCAUGGUGACGGUGUGGAAGAAGCCUUUUAUUUUACUGACAGGGUGAUGACAGUGAGUUUUCACAAGUUUGGAGACAUGUUCUUUCCUGGAACUGGAGAUGUUAAGGAUAUAGGAGAAAGAGAAGGCAAGUUUUAUGCAAUAAAUGUCCCCUUGAAGGAUGGAAUAGAUGACACUAGCUUCAACCGACUUUUUAAAACAAUCAUUUCCAAGGUUGUAGAAACAUAUCAGCCAGGUGCAAUAGUUCUUCAAUGUGGAGCAGAUUCGUUAGCUAGGGACCGCUUAGGCUGCUUCAACCUCUCCAUUGAUGGGCAUGCUGAAUGUGUUAGGUUUGUCAAAAAAUUCAAUUUGCCUUUACUGGUUACUGGAGGUGGAGGAUAUACAAAAGAGAACGUUGCUCGAUGUUGGACACUUGAGACGGGAGUUCUUUUAGAUACAGAAAUACCCAAUGAGAUCCCAGACAACGAGUAUAUCAAAUAUUUUGCCCCGGACUUUUCAUUAAAGAUUCCAGGUGGACAAAUAGAGAACUUUAAUAGCAAAUCUUACCUUAGCACAAUAAAAAUGCAAGUGCUUGAAAAUCUUCGUUACAUCCAACAUGCUCCUAGUGUACAAAUGCAAGAGGUUCCUCCUGACUUCUAUGUGCCUGAUUUUGAUGAAGAUGAGCUAAACCCUGAUGAACGAGUUGAUCAGCAUACACAAGAUAAGCAUAUCCAGCGCGAUGAUGAAUAUUAUGAAGGAGACAAUGACAAUGAUCAUAACAUGGAUGUUUGAUCGAGUGAAUUCUCCUUCUCGACAAAGAAAAUCAAGUGAAUUUGUCCUUUCGACAGAUAAAAUCAAUUGAAUUUUUUCGUAAGGCCGAUGUGAUAGUGUGAAAAGAUACUAGAUUAUUAUAGCCACAACUAAUGUACUCGUUCCCAUUGUUUCCGGAUCAUCUUCACUUGAUUUUGUUAUCAAUGUAUGAUAGGAUGUUCUAUUCCUGCAAA